Molecule: messenger RNA, 2730 nt
Organism: Episyrphus balteatus (marmalade hoverfly)
Lineage: Eukaryota; Metazoa; Arthropoda; Insecta; Diptera; Syrphidae
Gene: sprt
Exons: 7
Coding region: 649-2427 (592 amino acids)
Molecular function (GO): protein binding
Source: RefSeq, a predicted model, not a curated record
UUUGAAUUUGAAAUUGCACUUUAAUUCAGUUCCAUUCGAACUUCUGUGUCGUCGAGUCGAGUUGAAAUUGAAUUGCUCCCGUUGGAUAUAAUCUUACGAACGACUUUAUCGAAUUCAAUACGAAAUAAAAAAAAGAAAUAGUGGAUGUUUAUUUCUUUUUAUUGGUGGUGUUAGAAAUUAUUCCCACAAGAAUAAAAUUUUGAUCGUGUUGUUUAUUCUGCCAUAAAUUUUGGUUUUCUUGUUGAGUGGUUCAUAUCCUGUUUGUUUUUUUCUAGAUAAAUAGAUAUCCUUUUUGUAGACUCGGUAAAAAAAACAUAUCCUGUGAAUUAAGGGUCAAAGAUACUUUGUCAAUGUCCCCAAAACAGAUGUUUAGUAUCAAAUUACUGAAAUAGUGAAAACGAAGAAAUAGAAUUACUGGAAGAUCCUUUUAUUCAAAGGAUUAUUGUGGUUGCUUUGCGGGAGUGCAAUCAGUAUUGUUAGUGUAUCGAAUUACAUCGUUUUGAGUUGAAUAUUUAUAAAUAAAAAUACAAAAUUCAAGUGGAUACAAAAAUAAUUCGGAGAAAGGAUUUUAGAACACACACAUUCAAUUGUUUAAAAGGAAUACAAUUUUUAUCUUUUCUGUUAAGUGUGUAAUGCAAAUGAUUUGAAAUGGAUUCUGGCAGUGUUAUGAGUGAACCCAUAACAACUCAUCAUCGAUCAUAUGGCAAACAAAAAUCAGCAUCAAUGACAAUACUAUCACAAAAAAACUACAAUAACUAUUCCAAGCAUGCAGCGCAGGACAAAGACAGUUUGGAGGCAAAGAUGUCCAACCUUGAGAUCUCAUUAAGUUCAUCGAACCAAUUGAAUAACCGAAGAAGAAAAGGAUCAUCACUAGGUGGCGCCCUAUCAUCGCGAUCUGCUCGAACUGAAGCGAAAGAGCUGCGCUCUGCUUUGCAAGAUCGCGAAGCUGUAAUACAAAACUUGAGAAUUCAAUUAUGUUUGGGAAAACUACCGCGUCCAUCAGGACCACCACUAGAAGACUCAGAAAAACCAGCAGCAGAACAAAAGCUAUUACGCCUAAAAGCUGAUGCAGAAAACAAAAGAAUAGCUAUUCGAAAUCUGAAGACAGCACUUGACAAAUUAGAUAUUACAGAUAACAUUGAUAUACGAAUAAGACAAGCUGAGCUUGAGUAUGCUUUGGGUCGGGAGGAGCUUCAACUACUGUCGAUUGUUGAAGAAGCAAGGGCCUUACAAACGCGACUAGACAAAUCAAAACCAGAGUUGAACUCGUUGUAUAGCCUUGUUACGUCUGGAAUUAAUCUUUGUCUGCAUGCUGUUCAAGCGACAGUUGGUCGUUGGGAUGCCCAAGUCAAACCUGAAGCACCAGGUCUCUAUGUUGAUUGGGCACUCGAAGGUGAGGGCCUCUAUAAAGGUGACCGACUUCUGGAAGUUAAUGGAAAACUCGUCACCUGCAGAUCAAAGGAAGAGUUGCAAAAGCUAAUUGGAAUUUCUGGUGAAUGCCAAUUGGUAGUAUUACGCAAGAAGGCUACUACCAUUCCACAAAAACAACUCGAUCAGCAAAAAGAAGAUAAUUUACGUCUUCAGCAUAGAAUCUCAUAUCUAGAAGAACAGGUCAAAGAAUUACAACAUACAAAAGAGCAGUCCACGAAUGGUACAACUUCGGGACAUGUCACCAGUAUUAGCAUAUCAUCACCGCCAUCAACGCCUCCUGAAAAACCGUUAGUAUUCCAAAGAGGCAAUUACAUUACCACGUUAGUUGGUGGCAAGCCCAUCGAAAUUAUAGGAACACCGCAAAAUGGUUUGACUCAUGUUACCAAGACAAUGAUCAAAGAGUCGAAACAUGAGAGAGAACGCAGUAGUGUUGGUGGUUAUUUGCCCACGAAAUCACUAUCUGCAUCGAAAAUAUCAAUAAACAGUGAUUCGCAUGCUUAUUCUAUGCAAAAGAAGGAGAAGGAACGCAAGGAUCGCUAUGGAGGAGAUAGAUCUCUGCAGCGACCGAGUCGAUUAAGUGAACAGCAUAGAAGCAAUUUACAUGCCAGAAGUGUGGAGCACUUAAAUCAUUAUAGUGGCCACGAAAGACGAAGGGAAAUGCAUAAAUCAGAAAGCGCACGCAAGCAUUCCAACGAUUCAAGAAGUGUUAAAAGCUUGGAUUUCGAUAGUAAUGAAAAUGAAAUGAAAAAAUCCCACAAAACAGAUAGUUCAUCUGACAUCCGAAUCCGCCCAACACCUCCAAAGAAACCACUAAGACUUUCCCUACAACGAGCCCAGAGUCUUCAAACUGUCGAGCUAAAUCCAAAUAGUGAUGCCGAUAAAAAACGAUCUCUCAAACGAGCCCAUUUCACAGAAAAAUCGCAGGAGGCAAUUCUCAUCGAGAAUUGCACUCCCUUGCAGACUUCAUCACUAGGACGUCAAAAGCAUAACAUUUGAAAAUUACUGAAUGUUCUUUUCAAGAAAAACGAUGAAAAACCAAAUUGAUUUAUUGAUUGAAUGAGAAGGACAUAAUAGAAUUUAAAAGCUUUGCUUGACUUAUUUUUUUUUUUAAAUAACCAAAAUACUUUGUAUAGAUAGACAUUAAGUUAAGGAUUUUAAAUAUUGGUGGUUUAUUGUUAGGUAAACACUAAAAAUGUACAUAUUAUAAUUUUUAUACAGGAGGAAAUGUGCAAAUUAUUAUUGGAGCUAGUUAGAUUAAUUUUAGAUUUUAAUAAAGUAUUUUUAAGAUUCUUACAAUGU